AGUGCAUCAACCCACCCAUAGCAAGCAGCCAUAUAAGGCAGAUGGUCUUGUGGGCUGAUGAGAGGCUUCCAAUUACAGAGAACUCGCAGGCUGAUGUCAUAUCUCUAGUGUCUUUCCCGUUGGAGGCUGGUUUUAGUAAUCAAUUAUAGUAGUGUGAGGAAGGAAGCUGCACCGGUCGUCAUCACACUGCAGAGGAAAGAGCAGAAUACCAGAGUGCAGGGAUGCUGUUGACAUUACAGUGUGAUUCAGACAUGUCUGCUGUAAUAAAUGCUUCAAGUGCAGACCUCAUAGAAAACUCCAAAACAUCUGCGCAAGAUGUGUGUCUGAAUGAUAUCCUGCUAUCUUCUCAACAGAGGCUUGAUGUGAAAAACAUACAGAAUUGCAUCUCUGAAGCCACCGACAUGCAACAACUGACAGACUGCAAGACCAAAGAAGACCUGCCCCAGUCAGAUGGUGCUGCGCUUACAGGUUUACCAUCCUCAAACACGAAGCUGUGGACCACUCAGAGGGAUGGCACAGUGCAGCUCCGGAUAGAAGAGUCUGGUGUGGCCAGUUUGCCUCCAAUCACCAUUCACCAGCUGUUCCAGGAAUCUGUUGGCAAAUAUGGUGAUUGUGUAGCGCUGGCAUCAAAACAAGGAGAUCAGUGGAACAAAAUCACCUAUAAACAAUACUAUGAACAAUGUAGAAUAGCAGCCAAAGGCUUCAUUAAGUUGGGUUUGGAGAGAUAUCAUGGUGUAGGCAUCCUGGGGUUUAACUCCGCAGAAUGGUUUAUUGCAGAUGUGGGAGCUAUUCUCGCUGGUGGGUUUGCUGUUGGAAUCUAUACUACAAAUUCAGCCGAGGCAUGUCAUUACGUGGCAGAGAAUUGUGAGGCCAACAUCCUUGUGGUGGAGAAUCAUAAACAGCUUCAAAAAAUCCUUCAGGUCCAGGAUCAGCUACCUCAUCUAAAGGCGAUUAUCCAGUACAAGGAUGAACUGAAAGAAAAGAGACCCAAUCUCUACACGUGGGCUGACUUCAUGCAGCUUGGGAAGGAUGUCCCAGAUUCGCAGCUGGACCAGAUAAUUGAUUCACAGAAACCAAACCAAUGCUGCACCCUGAUUUACACAUCUGGAACCACAGGCCAACCAAAGGGGGUUAUGUUGAGCCAUGAUAAUAUAACUUGGACAGCCACAGCAGCUGGCAAAACUGUGCGGCUCAGAGAGGCCACUGACCAACAGGAGACUGUCAUCAGUUAUCUUCCGCUGAGCCAUAUUGCUGCACAGAUGAUAGAUAUCUGGCUGACCAUGAAAUAUGGAGGAGCCACUUACUUUGCACAGCCAGAUGCACUGAAGGGCUCUCUAGCAAACACUUUGCGGGAGGUUAGGCCAACAGCCUUUCUUGGCGUUCCCAGAGUGUGGGAGAAAAUGCAAGAGAAAAUGAAAGCCAUUGGAGCCAAAUCUUCUACUAUUAAACGAAAAGUGGCAUCUUGGGCCAAGGGUGUAGGCUUGGAGACCAACCUGAAGCGGAUGAAUGGGUCCUCCCUUAAUCCCAUGAAAUACCAUAUGGCCAAGAAACUGGUUUUCAAAAAGGUGCGCAAGGCUCUUGGCCUAGACCGCUGCACGAAAUGUUACACAGGGGCUGCCCCAAUCACAAAAGACACCAUUGAAUUUUUCCUGAGUCUCAAUAUACCAGUGUACGAGCUGUAUGGGAUGAGUGAGAGUUCAGGCCCACACACUAUCUCUCUGCCCGAUGCCUUUAGAAUCACAAGCUGUGGGAAAGUAAUUUCAGGUUGCCAAACCAAAAUAUACCAACCAGACGGUGAAGGAGCUGGAGAGAUUCUUUUUUGGGGACGACAUGUCUUCAUGGGUUAUCUAAACAUGGAGGAAAAAACAAAGGAGUCUCUGGAUGAGAAGGGCUGGCUGCAUUCUGGGGACAUAGGGAAACAUGAUGACAAAGGAUUCCUGUUUAUCACAGGAAGAAUCAAAGAACUGAUAAUUACUGCUGGUGGAGAAAACAUCCCUCCAGUUCCCAUUGAGGAUGCCGUGAAGGAGCAUGUCCCAAUUAUAAGUAAUGCCAUGUUGAUAGGAGACAAGAAGAAGUUUCUCUCCAUGUUACUUACACUUAAGUGCAAUAUAAAUGCAGAUACUGGAGAUCCAGAAGAUGAACUGACUCCAGAGGCCAUUGAGUUUUGUUUGAAACUGGGCAGCAAGGCCACACGUGUGUCUGACAUUAUUGGUGGUAAAGAAAAGGCAGUGUAUGCAGCUAUCCAGGAAGGCAUAAAUACAGUGAAUGAGAUGUCCACUUCAAACGCACAGAAGAUACAGAAGUGGCUGGUACUCCAGCGUGAUUUCUCCAUUGCCGGAGGAGAGCUGGGCCCCACCAUGAAACUGAAGCGUCCAGUAGUUUUGAAGAUGUACAACAAUGAAAUUGAGAGCUUUUAUCAAGAUGCAUUGACACCCACAGAAAAUGUAAUUUCCCCAAAGUAGCUUGCUGUCUCGUGCUGCAAUAAGGCAUUC
Molecule: messenger RNA, 2492 nt
Organism: Spea bombifrons (plains spadefoot toad)
Lineage: Eukaryota; Metazoa; Chordata; Amphibia; Anura; Pelobatidae
Gene: ACSBG2
Product: acyl-CoA synthetase bubblegum family member 2
Exons: 15
Coding region: 222-2462 (746 amino acids)
Cellular component (GO): endoplasmic reticulum; membrane
Molecular function (GO): long-chain fatty acid-CoA ligase activity
Source: RefSeq, a predicted model, not a curated record